Molecule: messenger RNA, 891 nt
Organism: Durusdinium trenchii
Lineage: Eukaryota; Dinophyceae; Suessiales; Symbiodiniaceae
Source: the annotation of a GenBank genome assembly
AUGAGCUUGUCCUUUGUCCUAUGGGGCCUUUAUCUCGUGCGUUUGCCAUUCGUUUUCGGCCUCAGGGAGCCAAAGCCCAAGCCUCCUGAGCCACCGGCGGAGACCAAGCCGGAGGCAUGGUCGAGUUGCCGGAACCAGCAGGAGGCUCCCAAGCCUGAUAGCGAGCCUGCCAAAAGCCCCAAGGAGGGUGAUGCGCGCGAGCGCGAGCUGACAAAGGGCGGCGAGUUUCGCCCAGAGGACGCAGAUGGACGCCCUGCCGCCGUGGACUCCGUGGUGCAUUUCCAGGACUCCGUGCAAGUGGUGGAGUUCUCCCGACUCGUGGGUGCGGGUGGAGGGGUGCCCAGCGAUACGGGAGCCUCCCUGGGAUUGGGCCUCCAAAAACGCAUGGUGAUGGAACCCUUGGCGACGGAGCGGCCGGGUGUGGGGAAGUUGGACAAGGCGGCAGAGCCGGUGCCUCCACAACGCCGCGCCCAGAUGCUGCGAGAGGCCAUGGGCCAUGUCGAGUACUGCAAAGCCCAGCGGGUUCAUCGCAAGGAGCUUUUGACCUUGCAGAACCACCGGGACGAGAACAACCAGACGGACGAGGACUUCGAGCCGAUGCCGGAAUCACUCCGCGCGGCACGGAAGAUGGCGCAGAAGUUGGCACGCGAGGUCGCAAGCAUUAGCGCUGGCCUCGCAGGUUCCCAGGGCAAGAAGACUGGUGUUAGCCAAGAAGUCAGGCAGAGAACCAAAGGGCGAGGGAAGGCUCGAGCCAAAGUGAAAGCCGAAGUGAAGCGCAAGGGUGGCCCCAAGGGCUCAAAGGCAGGCCGAGGCAGAGCCAAAGGCAAAGCCAAAGGCAGAGCCAAAGGCAGAGCCAAAGGCAGAGCCAAAGGCAGAGCCAAAGGCAGAUGA